Molecule: messenger RNA, 1037 nt
Organism: Dalotia coriaria
Lineage: Eukaryota; Metazoa; Arthropoda; Insecta; Coleoptera; Staphylinidae
Gene: Uros1
Product: Uroporphyrinogen III synthase 1
Exons: 4
Coding region: 180-944 (254 amino acids)
Biological process (GO): uroporphyrinogen III biosynthetic process
Cellular component (GO): cytosol
Molecular function (GO): uroporphyrinogen-III synthase activity
Source: RefSeq, a predicted model, not a curated record
CAUAGCAUGACAUCAGCCAAUAGUUAACAUUUCCAGAACUUGUUAAAUAUUACGCUUAUCAUUUGUAAUAACAACGAAUUUCACUUAAAAUUCCAUCCUUGUGAUUAAUCAGCUCACGACUCUAUGUACUACAAGUUAUGCAAUCCAUUGCACAUCAAUGAUACAUGUAACUGGUGAAAAUGCAAAAAAUCAUAUUAUUCAAAACUACAACUUCGGAUGACUCAGAGAAUUCAUUUGAAACACUCCUGACCAAAGAAAACUUUCAAGUAUUCAGUAUAAAAACGUUAGAAUUCGAAUUUUUGAAUUUACAAGAGCUUAAGACCUGCCUAGACGAACCUGUUAAGUACGCAGGGAUUAUAUUUACAAGUCCUCGGUGUGUAACAAGCGUGCUGAAAGCAUUGAAUGGCGAUUCGCUGCAUGACGAAUGGAAUACCAAGAAGAACUACGGGGUGGGUCCGAAAACCGUGGAAUGCGCCCGGGCGGAACUCAAUUUGGAGUGUCUAGGCGCCCAGGCAGGUAAUGCCAAUAAUCUGGGUGAUAUCAUCAUAAGGGAUUUUGCACUGCCGACAUCAGAAAAUAUUGCAGCAAAUGUUUCAUUACCGUUUUUAUAUCCAAAAGGAAACUUAUCAAAAGAUUCUUUAAAGCAAAAAGUUCAGACACACGAUGUUAUAGUGUAUGAAACUAUCACAAACUGUAAUUUGGAACAAGAAUUGACAGCCACAACUGAUAACUUUACUAUACAAAUAGAUUAUGUUGUAUUUUUUAGUCCUUCUGGUGUAAAAGCGGUUCAACCACAUUUUUCCAAAGUAAAUAAUGAAAAACUGAAGGUAAUUGCAAUUGGCCCAACAACAGAAGCAUCACUCAAAGAAAUGAAUAUUCCUGUGCAUGGAACCGCAGAAAAACCAUCAGCAGAAUCACUGAUAGCUCUGCUAAAAACGUUUUAAAACUUUCGAAGAGUUAAACAAAAUUCGCGCCGGUGAACUGUUAAUAUUUGUUGUUUUUAUAAAUGUAGGAAAAUUAUAAUGAUUUUUAUUGUU